AGUGUUGUUUUCGUUUAGUGUUUAGUGUUCAACUCAUUUUUUAAAACCACAUUAUUAUUUUAUUACAUAAAUAUUUUAAAUAGGUACAUUUUUAAUCGUGAAAAACAAAGUUUGCCGCAGUGCCGUUACUAUUUUUCCUUUAGAAAAUGUUGUUUUAUGAAUAGAGAACUACAGAUAUCUUACAAAAGAAGAAUCUCUAAGCUCGAUUUGUGUUUAUAUCUAUCGGAACAAGAGCUGUUACGAUGAGUCUGUUCAAGACUUUGUUGCCAUUGGCUACUAAUAAUGCAAAGACGGCAGUAAGAAGUAGUGGAAAUGUAAGUAAUCAUCAGUCUUCUAGUUAUGGUUUGCAUAUGUGUGAUAUGUAUGGUGAUGCUAUGUUUAGAUGGACAUACUUAUAACUGGACUUUUAAACAGAUUAUACUUUUAAUAGACCAUCAUCAUCACUUUUAGUAAGUGACAAGUCAACUGUUAAUAUAUAAUUUUCUGGCAGGUUCCUCCUACCCCCAAAGCUACGGCUCCAUAUCAUACAUUUUCAUACUAUAUUUUAAGCCAGUGCUUGCCUAUAAGACCACCUGAUAGUAAGUAGUGAUGUAGCCCCAGAUGGUAAAUCGAAAUGCAUUAGCGUAAAGCCUAUUUACUCUUGCCUUGAUGACACCCAGAUUAUAAUCGGACGGAAACACAGACGCCGGAGAACCGGAAAAUUAUUCUAUUCCCUUGCACGGCCAUCCGUUUCGAAUGUGCGGUGUAUCGACGACAACGAAGUGUUUGUAGAGAACCGGAAACCCUUUUACUCGAAAUGAGGCAUUCCAUCUUAAUCCUUACGGAUGAAACCCAUCUGUAUUUUGAUUCGUAAUUGAGGAUCGAUGUAGAUCUCUAUUGGCCACGGCAACCACUUACCAUCAUAUAAACUGUGUGCUCUUUUGUCACUCUUGUUGUGGACUCAGAAGUGAGUUAUGGUUCGACCCGCCGACUGCCUGGUUACUGGCCUAAUAUAGCUGCAGCAUGGCUCUACCACGUAAAAUAUCUAAACCAUUCUCGAAUCAACUUAAUCUCACACACAAGAUUUCAUCAAAAACGGUCCAGCCAUUUGGGAGGAGGUCAGUCACAUACACACGGACAGAAGAAUUUUAUAUAUAAAGAUGUAUCAAAUACAUUAAAGGAUUAGGCCAUGACUAUGACCAUGGGUGAUUUUUUUUUAUAGGAUAAGGUGACAAACGAGCACACAGUCCACCUGACGGUAAGUGGUUGCUACGGCCCAUAGACAUCUACAUCUAUCUUCGAUUACGAAUCAAAAUGCAGAUGCGUUGUCACCCGUGAGGACUUAGAUGGAAUGCCUCAUUUCCAGUAAAAAGGGUCUCCCGUUCUCUACACUCACCAUACGAAACACAGCAGCGUUAAGCUGCUAUUUUACGCUGGUAUUCUGUGAGAGCGUGGUCCUUCUCCGGUCGAGCCGACCCAUUCGUGCUACAAUCAUAAUAUAGCUGCAGCAUGGCUCUACCACGUUUAAAAUGCAAAGACUCGAAACAUCGGGAAUAUAAAUCAAGUUAAAUGAACGCGAUAAAAUCUGUAAACUAGUUUCAUUCGACUUCUGUUCAGAAAUCGACGAUCACAAAAUUCAUACAAUAUUAUCAUUUGUUGUACACACGUUUUUAAACAUCAUUCGAUAGACUAAUGGACAUCGCGUGAUGUCUUGCGUCUAUUAUAUUCGCAUUAAUAGCUACUUAUGUAGGUAUAUUAUUAUUAGCGCUUCUUGCUUCUUGCGCUUUAGAUUCAAAUAGUUUUAUAUGACGAUACAUUGUAAGACUCUUUAAACUUAUUAAAAAAAUAAAUUAAAAUAUGCGCCUUUCUCUUGUAUUUUCAAAAACCAAAAAAAUGCGUUAAAAUAUAAGCUAAUAAGCUCACUGUAAAUUUCACAAUACCUAAAUACCUUUUACCUCACAAUACCUUUUAAGCUUGUAAUGCCACUUACAAGACUCCACAGAAUUAGUAAUUCAUUUAUGGGGCAAUGUAUACGCUUUUACAACAGAAUCCCAGAACAUGUUCAAAGUUUGUCAAUAAACAAGUUUAAAAGUUUUAUUAAAGAAAAACUGUACAAAAAGGGUUAUUAUAAUAUCAAGGAAUACAUGAAUGAAAAUAACCCCUGGGAAUAAAUAAGGUGAUCGCCACCAUGCUGGUUCUAUGAAAAUUCAUUUAAAAUUGUAUAAACAAAAUUAUUAUUAAGUGAAAUUAUGUUUAAAAAAAAGUCCCGCUGGGUUUCUUGCUGGUUCUUCCCAGGACAGAGGUAUUUUCCGAACCAGUGGUAAAUAAAAUAAUGACUUUCAAUAAGUAUUAUGUAAUAAUCCAUAUUGAAUAAAAAUCAUUCUAUUCUAUUCUAUUCCUACUCGAGAAACUUAGGUUUGAUACCUGCCGGCACCGUCGUGCACGUGCCCGUCAGUAAAAACAUCGUGAGGAAAUCGACAUGUCUGAAAAAUUAAAAACAAAUAUAUGUUUAAAAUUUAGUAUAGUAAUAUCUAACGCAGGGAUUCCCAACCUAUUUUGGGCACAAGACCCCUUUUCCAAAACUGAUACUUCAGACCAAAUUACUUUAAAAUUCCUAUCUCUAGUUUUUUUUCUCAUUGAUACAAAAUACUUACUAAUUUAAAAAACUUUGUGGUUGGUUAAGUGAGUAAACAUCAUAAUUUAAUAAAAUAAAUAGACAUAAAAUUCAUGGGGAUGAGUCGCUCGCGUCCGUAGGCAUCGACCACCUAAUCCUAGGCCCACCCUACACGUGUCCCCCGGGUGGUGCUAAACGAGCGACAAAGCCGAAACGACAGACUCGGCUCCUCGCCAUAUGGUAGCGGCGUAAAAUCUACCACCCCCUUAGUUCGCACCAUGAGCCUAGUAGAAAAAGAAAUGGCCCCGAGUUCCCGGCGCCCCUUUAAUGGGGCAGGGGUGCGAAGAAUCUCCGGGAGAAAAACCGGCGACGAGGUUCGCCACCCGUCACGUCCUGUCUCCCGGAGGGGCGAAAAGUGGAUUGCGGAGGCCCGUCUGGCUACGCUGAAUGUAUGUGGAGCAAUGAAUGAUAAGAUGGAUGAAGUAUGCGAAAUGAUGAAUGAUAGAGGAAUAGAUAUGUUAUGUGUAAACGAGACGAAACGAAAGGGAAGAGAUGUCACUGCACAUGGCAUAUAUACCGCUUACUGGUCUGGAGUAGACGAGACCGAGCGGGCAUGCCAGGGAGUCGGUGUCAUCCUUUCAGAAAGAAUGGGUCAAUGUGUGAAAGAGUAUGAAUGUGUUAGCCCAAGGCUGCUGUGGAUACGAAUGAAAGUGGGCUUAAAGAAGUUGUUUGUGCUAGGGGUGUACGCCCCAGAUAUGUCUAAGCCCACUUAUAUCCGAGAGCAGUUUUGGGACAUGGUAAGGCUGGUGUUGAUGAAAUGUAAGGAAAAUGAAAAUAUUAUUAUGUUAGGAGAUUUUAAUGGAAGGGUGGGGGUGAAGAGGUCUGGUUAUGAAAGGAUAUUAGGAACGUUUGGCGAUGAAAGAAUAAAUGAGAAUGGUGAAGACCUCCUCACCGUAUGUGUGGAAAAGAAUCUUUUUGUGGCGAACACUUUCUUUCGCCAUAAGAGGAUUCACAUGUAUACAUGGGAAAGAGGGGAUGAUAGAAGCAUGAUAGAUUUUAUAAUUGUGGAUGAAAGAAUGAGGAGCGCAGUGGUAGAUACAAGGGUUUACCGGGGGUCCAACGUAGGGACGGAUCAUUACUUGGUCUUAUGCCGAAUUAAUGGUCUAUUCAGACGUUGGCGGCAUCGGACAUCGGUGUCUACCACUGCGUUACAGCGUAUAAGAAUAGAGAGGUUACAAGAUGAAGGUGUGAAAGAGAAGUAUAAAUGCAGACUGAGGCAAAAUAUAAGUGGGUUGAAUGAAUUAUGUAUGAAUGAUUUAGAAUUGAAGAAUGUAUGGAAUAAUAUUAAGAAAGUUUUGGUGGAUGCAGCCACCGAAGUAUGCGGUGUAAGUAAGAGAACGAAUGAAAGGAAAAGUAAUACGUUGUGGUGGGAUGAUGAGGUACGGAUGGAAGUUGAAGCAAAGAAGAGAGCAUGGCUAGAUUUACUAGCAACUAAAGCUGGUAACUCUGGCGGUAUGAAUGAUGAGAUUGAAAGAAAAAAGGCAAACUUUAGACGUAUAAAUAAGAGAGUAAAAGAAGUUGUUG
This is a messenger RNA of Parnassius mnemosyne (clouded apollo), 4177 nucleotides long. The record is from the annotation of a GenBank genome assembly. Lineage: Eukaryota; Metazoa; Arthropoda; Insecta; Lepidoptera; Papilionidae.